Messenger RNA from Triticum aestivum (bread wheat), 665 nucleotides. RefSeq names its product arabinogalactan protein 1. Lineage: Eukaryota; Viridiplantae; Streptophyta; Magnoliopsida; Poales; Poaceae. The transcript has a single exon. The record is from RefSeq and is a predicted model, not a curated record. The coding region runs from base 120 to 467 and encodes 115 amino acids.
CGCCCCGUCCCAGUCCUCACAACUCAACAGCCUCUCCGCUCUCCACACCAUAGCCCAAGCGUUCGCUUCCCAUCGCGUCCCAUCUCCUCUCUGAACCAGCAAUCAACAACAACAGCCAGAUGGCUCGCUUCGCCGUGGUCGCCGCCGUCAUCGCGCUCCUCGCCGUCGCCGCCGCCGCGCAGGGCCCCAUGCCGGCGCCCAGGAUGGCCCCGCUCCCCGCACCGCCGGCGAGGUCGCCGGCCACCGCCCCUGCGCCGGUCGCCACCCCGCCCACCGCCGCGUCGCCGUCCCCGAUGGCCUCGCCCCCGGCCCCGCCCACCGACGCUCCCUCCGCGAUGACGCCCUCCGCGGUCUCCGCCACGCCCACCGGUGCCCCCACCGGCGCCCCCGCGAGCUCCGCCGUGUACUCGUCCGCCGCCAGCUUCGUCGCCGUCGCCGGCGCGGUCGCAGCCGCCAUCAUGUUCUAGAUGUGGCGAGGGUCCUGAGCUGAUCUUCGACCUGCCGCCGCCGUGGGGCUCUGAGUCUGAUCCAACGUUGUUUAUACUCCGACGAGAUUCUUUUUCGGUUCUCUUUGUUGAGCUGGGGAGUGAGUUAUAUGUAACACCGCCGUGUUGCGCUACACAUGCGCGAGAUUAUCAUCAUCAAUAGAAUUCUUUCAUUUGUUA